AUGAAGAAUGGCAUGAUUGCAUUCCGAAUGAAGAAUAAAGUUUGUUUCAAUUGUGGUCAAGAUCGCAACAUUAAUCAAUGUGCUAACGAAACCUCCGUUGCUUUAGUCCCAUGCACUAAAAAAAAUAGUAUUGAAUAUCCAACAUACUAUUCAAUUGUAAGAAAUGUACCUUCAGUUGCUUCUUCGUCCGUUGAAAUUGAAAGAACAUUUUCGGGUGCUAAGUUGUUGGUUACAGACAACAGAUCAAAUUUGGGUUGGGAAAGAAUAGAACAAUGUGUGUUAAUAAGGGAAUGGGCAAACAUUUCAAGAGUAGAUAUUGUCGAAAACUCUGUCAUUUAUAAUUAUUCAAAUAUUUCAAAAAUGUUUCUAAGUUUUUAA
Molecule: messenger RNA, 378 nt
Organism: Dictyostelium purpureum
Lineage: Eukaryota; Evosea; Eumycetozoa; Dictyosteliales; Dictyosteliaceae
Exons: 3
Coding region: 1-378 (125 amino acids)
Molecular function (GO): protein dimerization activity
Source: RefSeq, a predicted model, not a curated record